GGAACCGGGGGGGGGAGCGAACUAAGGAUCCACCGCCACGAGGGUCCACCGCUUCUUCUUCCUCCUUUCACCUGCCUCAUUCAUUUUGAGCUGUAAACAAGCAUCGUAGAGGCUGAAACAAGGACACGACAAAACAAAAUAAAGAAAAGGAAGAAGAAGAAGAAGAAGAAGUCGACUUUGGAUAAUAAGAUUUGUGCAAAGGCUCUUUCUGUGCGAUCGUCUUGUUUCUUGGAGUGACGCUGGACUUUCCUGCGCUCCCUCGGCUGCAGGGAGCUCCUGGUCCACGUGUUUUGGAUGUUGACAGCUCGCUCCUUGUCGUGUUUUCCCUGCUCGUGUUCUGCUUGCACAGACGGAGCGAUAGAACCGAGCGCAGAGACACCUGCGCGCCUGUAGAUCUCCAUUUCUUUAGGCUUUUUUUUUCUGUUUUUUUUAUUUGUAUCUUUUUUUUCUUUCUUCCUACGGAUCGACGAAGAAAGAAAAGAGGACUGUAAGAUCGAAAAGAGGAAAAGGAAAACAAGUCUGCGUUCAUGUUUGGGAUUCAGGAGAGCAUCCAGAGGAGCGGGAGCAGUAUGAAGGAGGAGCCGAUCGGCGGUAUGAACGCGGUGCGCUCUUGGAUGCAGGGCGCCGGCCUGCUGGACGCCACCACCGCCGCGCAGAGUGGUGUAGGUCUGGCCCGAGCUCACUUUGAAAAGCAGCCUCCCUCGAACCUGCGCAAAUCCAACUUCUUCCACUUUGUGUUGGCUCUGUAUGACAGACAAGGGCAGCCCGUGGAGAUUGAACGCACUUCUUUCGUUGGAUUUGUCGAAAAAGAAAAGGAACCGACUGGAGAAAAGACAAAUAAUGGGAUUCAUUACAAAUUGCAGCUUCUCUACAGCAACGGUAUAAGGACAGAACAAGAUUUCUAUGUACGAUUGAUUGACUCCAUGACAAAACAGCCUAUUAUUUAUGAAGGUCAAGACAAGAAUCCGGAGAUGUGCCGAGUGCUGCUGACACACGAGAUCAUGUGCAGCCGCUGCUGUGACAAGAAGAGUUGUGGCAACCGUAACGAAACACCCUCUGAUCCCGUCAUCAUAGACAGAUUUUUCCUAAAGUUCUUCCUGAAGUGCAACCAGAAUUGUCUAAAGAAUGCAGGGAACCCAAGAGAUAUGCGACGCUUCCAGGUCGUGGUCUCGACAACAGUGAGUGUGGAUGGUCAUGUUCUGGCUGUAUCUGAUAACAUGUUUGUACACAACAACUCUAAACACGGGCGCAGGGCUCGCCGACUGGACCCCUCAGAGGGCACUCCAUCAUACUUGGAACAUGCCACACCCUGCAUUAAGGCCAUCAGUCCCAGUGAGGGCUGGACUACAGGAGGGGCCACUGUUAUUAUCAUCGGGGACAACUUCUUCGAUGGGUUACAGGUCAUAUUUGGCACCAUGCUCGUCUGGAGCGAGCUUAUCACACCUCAUGCCAUUCGGGUACAGACGCCCCCCAGGCACAUCCCCGGAGUGGUCGAAGUCACUCUGUCCUACAAGUCGAAACAAUUCUGUAAGGGAACACCAGGCAGAUUCAUCUACACAGCACUAAAUGAGCCCACAAUUGAUUAUGGCUUCCAGCGGUUACAGAAGGUCAUCCCCAGACAUCCAGGUGAUCCAGAACGCUUGCCAAAGGAAGUGAUUCUGAAGAGAGCAGCAGAUCUUGUAGAAGCUCUGUACGGAAUGCCUCACAAUAAUCAGGAGAUCAUUCUGAAGAGGGCAGCUGACAUUGCAGAGGCACUCUACAAUGUACCACGCUCCCACAAUCAGCUCUCUGGUCUGGCAAACAGCUCUGUGCACACUGGCAUGAUGGGUGUCAACUCUUUCCAUGGGCAGCUUGCUGUCAACGUCUCUGAAUCUACACAGGGAGCCAAUCAGGGUUUCAGUCGGAACACAAGCAGUGUGUCUCCUCAUGGUUAUGUGCCCAGCACAACACCCCAGCAGAGCAGCUACAGUACCGUGAGCACGAGUAUGAACGGAUAUGGUAACAAUGGCAUGACCACGCUAGGAGGAUCGCCCAACUUCCUAAAUGGCUCAGCUGCCAAUUCACCAUAUGCCAUCGUGCCCUCCAGUCCCACCAUGGCCUCAUCUACCAGCCUGCCCUCAAACUGCAGCAGCUCCUCAGGCAUAUUCUCUUUCUCGCCGGCUAACAUGGUGUCAGCGGUUAAACAGAAGAGUGCUUUUGCCCCAGUGGUGCGUCCCCAGGCCUCGCCACCUCCCACCUGCACCAGUGCCAAUGGCAACGGUCUUCAAGUAGAUCAGUCUUUUGUGGACUCUAGCAAGUAUUCCACAGCCAGCUCCCUGCAGGGACUGGCCUUCUCCUGAACGAUCACAGGGAUGAUUGUUCCACCCAUGUAGUGGCUCCUGGGCUGCUGAUGAUCAGUUAAUGCUCCUGGACCUGAUGGUCUCCCUGUCUCCAUGAGGACAAGGAAAAGAAAAGAUAAACCCCAACUUUGAAAACUCAGGCCUUUUUACAAGGAAUUUGAAAUGAAGGGGAAAGUAUGGGGUGUCGGUUUGCUUUUUUUCUAAAUUCAUUUUUAAAACUCGGUCAUUUUGAAGUGAACAUUAUAUGCGUUUUAUACAGACUGUACCAUACACAUAUGACACUAUGAAAGUUUCAUCUAUAAUGUUCCUGUUGUAUAGCAGUGAGGGGAAAAUCGCAGUUCUGUCUCACAGGUGAAUUUAUGUUUUAUGUUUUUGAGAUGUUUAAGAAGUUUCUAAUACUGAACAACUGUGUAAACAGGUGUUUUCUGUACAAACAAAAUGAAAAUGAACUCUUUAUCAUGGCGCUAGUCCACGGCCAAACAAAUGAAGUUUGCCAUACACGUUGCUUUUAUGUUUUUGUUUGUUUGUUUGUUUGUUUGUUUGUUUUUACCGCCAUAUUCAGUAAACUUUUGUAUUGGUUGUCCAGGUACAUGCUGAUUUGAUUAUGUCUUUAUGGACAAAACACUUAAAAACAAAAGCAGUCAUGAGCUGAUUUCUAUUAGCCUUCUGGCCCACUGUGAAGAUCCCAGACCCACAUCCUGCUCCAAGAGAGGAGUGCUUGAGGAAAAGGUUUUUUUUCUUUUUUAAUGAAUCCAUAUUUAUAUUUGUACAAAAAUAAUUUGCUGCUCAUCAGUGCCAGAAUAUGUAGUACAAAAAAGACAGAGUAUGUUAUGGGUUGCUCUGCUAUUCUACCUUUUUAUUUUUUAUUUUUUAUUUUUUUUUAUAUGUCCUGAAGAAUGUCUAAGGCACGAUAACCAAUAAGAAAAUGUCUCUAGGUUACGUAUGUAACCCUAGUUCCCUGAGGAAAUGAGACGCUGAAUCCAAAUGCUUUGAGAACACGCCCGAGUGUUCACGCUCUGAAAUAAUGUGUGUAAUCAGUUACAGAUAGGCCCUCAGGGGCCACAGACACAGCCUCCACAGCUCCGGACGGGGUUGAAAUAUGGCACCCCAAGCUGGGAAAGGAGAUCCCUCCUCAGAGGAAUCUCUCAUGCAUCCAGGCAAACCCUCUCACUGGAGGCAGUGCGAAGGGGGAAAGGUGUACAGACACAGCCUCAGCCAUGCCUGAUCCAUGGCGUCCAGCCCCAGUGGGGCUGGAGGGGUAAGGGAGAACCAGAGUGGACAGUGCAAUGUCUCUCGAGACGCGAACAGAUCUCCCAAACCUAGGCCGUUCCCUGGGUCUCAACCCCUGCCUCGACAGGGUAUCUGCUGCCUCGUUCAACUGGCCCGGGAUGUGAACUGCUCUCAAAGAGAGGAGUUUCCCCUGGGCACAAAGGAGGAUCUGGUGCGCCAACCUAAAUAGGGGGCACGAACGCAGACCUCCUUGAUGGUUGAUGUAGGAGAUCACUGCAGUAUUGUCUGUAAAGACCAACACGUGGUGACGAGAGGUGUAAGAGGAAAUGCUUCAGUUGCACGGCCAGCAUCUCUAGGCAGCUUCGGCCCCGAAAGUGAACGUCAGGAACUUCCUGUAAGAAGGUAGGAUAAAUACAUUAAAGUAGGCAUCCUUUAAAUCUACCGUGAUGAACCAGUCCUCAGAUCUGAUUUGAAGCACAACCUGCUUGAGGGUCAGCCUCUUGAACCUGAGUCUCAUGAGAGAGCGGUUCAGCUGAUGUAGAUCUAAGAUAGGACGCAACCCUACGUCCUUUUUGCAUAUGAACUAUAUAGUACCGGCUGUAGAACCUGGACUCUCGUUCUGAUGGAGGGACCACUUUGAUGGCCUCCUUCAUCAGGAGAGUGUUUACUUCCUGUUCCAUGACCAGAGCCUGCUGGCUUUCCACCAGGGUGGGAAGAAUCCCGUGAAGACGGGGCGGAGGAGACCCGAACUGAAUUGAAUAGCCUCGCUCUACAGUGAGCAGGACCCACAUCUGACACAUCUGGAAGAGCUUUCCAAGCUGCCAGAAAGUGCCUUAGGGGUAUUAGUCUUUCGAGACUGACCUCCGGUGUGCCUAGAGCCAGGGCAGUGCCCUAAGAAGACUCUAGGGGUGGCGAGAUCUCCUAGACCACAACGAUGCUGGAUUGAGAGAGGCAUGGGAUGAGAGAGGCAUGGGAGGUAUUGCUGGAACACUGCCGGCGGUUUCUUACUCCUGAAGGAGUGAGUGGGGCAUCAAGCAGUCCAGAAAUUUUUGAGAGAGUGAGCCAGAUGUGCCUCUUUGUCGAGCAGCCCCAGCAGUCUCUUUAGUGGCUCUGAAGGCUAGGUGAGGGUUAGGGAACUGGCCACCCAGGGCACCUCCCACAUUCAGUUAGUGCAGCAGUUCAGCCUGAAACGCCUUAUAGGACCACCAUGGUGUGCAGGGAUGCAGCGGCUUGACCUGCCGAGACAUAAGCCUUACCCACGAGCGUUGACGUAUUACGCAGUGUUUUCGUGGGUAAUGUCGGGGUCAUGAGGGAGGAGGCAAUCCCGGGAGAGAGAUUGCUCGCAAGCAUCUCUUCAGCCCACAGCAUCGCUCCAUACCCGUGACCGGUAGAAAUGCGAGCAGAAUGUGUGUGGCACAAUAAGCACCACAAUAUGCGCAGAUCAUGCACAGAAUGUGCAGAGAAACCCGACCUAGCUCCGCCCCCCAACUCCAUAGCUCCUCGAUCCUAACUCGCAAAGCGCCCCCCUUCCUUCAGAGGAAGAGAGGCGGAGCUAAUGCUCUCAUCGUAGGAGGCAGAAACCGGCGAACGGUGUGCUUCCGAGCCAGUGAGCAACUGCUGGACCAAGCAGGUAAGGUUGAAGAAAGAGACGAGCCCGUCUUGAAACCCUCUGCAAGGUCCAUUUGCUAGCCCCAGGAACUAGCGUGCUGCUCCGCCUCAGCGAGAGCGGGGGCAGAACCGUGAGGAGUGCAAGCUCUCAGGAGCGGAGCGAUGGCAUUGACAUGCAGACGGUUCGAGAACCGACUAGCGUGUUUCGCUCCCAGGGUGAAGGGUGAAAUAUAUAUAUAUAUAUAUUUUUUUUUUUAUGACGAACAAUUGACAGACAUUUCAACACAUACACACAGAGCGCUUCGUGAACAAACAGAAGCUCCCGCUGCCUUCACUUGAUAUGCUUUAUACUUUCUGGUCAUGACAUCACCCCACCGGUGACAGCCAGCGUCCAAUUUUUGACUGAUUACACACAUUAUUAUUAUCAUUAUUAUUAUACCCAGGCGUGUUUCCAAAGUGUUUCGACCCAGCUCGAGUUCCUGAAAGUGAACUCAGUUUAUUUAAGUUUGAAUUUGAGCGGUUGUUGGUUUCAUUCAAAUGGAAAAAGAGCAAAAUACCACAAGCCUGUGAUUCUUACUUUUUCUCCAUGUGUCAUCUUUGCUGUGAAGGAUCAAAUGAAGGGAGGCAGGAGCAAAGAGUGUGCACCUGUUCUGGCUGAAUAAUACAAUCGUGAAGUAAAUGAACAGAGGAUGCUGAAAUUUAGUUACAGUGCUCCUCUUUAAAAAAAGAGUUACACAUUCAGUCUAAUAAAUAUUUUAAUCAGCUCUUUCUAUUUUGCAAUUAUUUUGUAAAUAUGCAUACAUUUUUUGCAAAAGUGUUACAUAUAUUUAUAUAUUCAAAUGUCUUAUGGCAGCUUUUCAAUUUAGUAUCAUCAGUGAUCUGUCCUCAAAUCUGAUCUAAUCCUCUCACCUACUAUAGGAAAGAAAAGGAACAGGAGACUUACAUGAAUCUAACUAAUUACUGGUUCUGUAGAAUGUUAAUUUACAUGAAUUUAAAGUUUGUACAUUGCUUUUCUCCCCUCAUUUGAUUCGCCCGUGUACGUUUAUGUGAUCAUGUGCCGUCAUAUUCGCCACCAUAGUCUUUGUACUUUUUUUUUUUUAUGUAUGAACUUCAUAGAUUGUUUUAUUAACUUUUUUCAUGUUUGCCAUGCUCUCAUUUUUAAGUUACAUUCAUAAACAAAAAAAUCCAUUGUCUAUUUUUGUAUAAUUUGUAAGUUAAAAGAAUUUGUUUCAUUUUUGGAUUUUUUUAAUGUAUGGAAAAGUAGCAUCUAAUUCUGAUAGCAUUUAGUAGUGUAGAUUUUUUAAAAUAUAUAUAUAUAUAUAUAUAUACAUAUAUAUAUAUAAUGAAUAUAUAAAUCUAUACCUUUUUUUCUUGUUGAGGCUUACAGAAGUUGAUACUGUUAAACUAAUAAUAUGCAUGGGCUCUUCUCUCCUGAGAGUGACAGUUCCAUUUUGUGUGUUGAAACCAGAGGGGAAUUUUUUUGAAAUAUGAAAAUACUUUCUUUCUCUUUUGCAUUUACUUUCCUAUGCUUCUCUAUUUUUUUAUUUUAUUUGACAAUUAUUUAUGCCUGCUUGUAUAUCUGUAUAUUUUCUGUCCUAGUCUUUUCACUUUACCAGUACCAGCAGUUAAGAUGCCUUAACAAUGCAAACUAAUAAGCAUACAAUCACUUGCACAGUCCCAUCACCACCAUUAAACAAUGCCAUCGACUUUCUAAUGGGGCAGUUUUAAGACAUCAAAAAAAGCACAAAUUGGGCAGUUUUACAUAAAUACUGUUAAUAAGACCCUGCUACACAAAGCAGGGAAAUGGUAAAUUAAGGGUUUUGUUGGGGGUGGGGGGGGGAUUGUUAUGAAGGAUAAUGUGGAAACUGAUGUUGUGUCUGGAGAGACUGUAUGAUUCAUAUUUUUUUGUGUAUUGUGUAUGUAUUUUGCAAAGGGUAAAUAGGGUGCACUUUAUUAUUAAUUUAAAACAAAAACUGCCUUUUUAAUUUCAUUCGUGUUUUUGAGUGUGUGAGGGGGGACCCUAAAAAGCCAUAGCGUUUAAGCCAGAAGUUCACAUUUAGCGUACAUAGUGCCGAUCUAAUGGUGCAACUCUACAGAUGGUAGCACACUUUGCUGCGUGUCUGUGUGUGUGUGUGUGUGUGUGUGUGUGUGUGUGUGUGUGUGUGUGUGUGUGUGUGUGAUGCUAUCUUAGUGCUCCAGUAAGUAGCACUGACACAUUUCUCCCUUUGGAGUGAGAGGUCUGAAUGUCAGAGCACAACAUGUUGCCUCUCAGGCUCUUGCACUAACUCUGUCUGCUUCGCCGUUAACUCGCUUUCUUCUGCCAGCCAAACUGCUUGUUGGAACAAUAUUGCCAACAGAGCCCUAAGUGUUUAGGCUGUAAAGUGCAUGGACCUUUGUGAGGAGAAUAAAGUGUUGUUUUCUGUACUGUGUGUUACCAUCAAACAGAGAAUAUGGCUUUUAAUGAACCAAUGUUGAGUUGAGUUUUUCUGUGUCUGCGUGUGUGCGUGCGCGUGUGUGCGUGUGUGUGCAUGUGUGUGUGUGUGUUUUGUGAUUGAAGCCACUGAUGACAGAGCAGCGUUUGAGCUCUUCUAUCACAUUCUCACUCCGUAAGAGUGAAACAAACAUUUUCUUUCACAUUAAUUAUAACUAUAUGGCUGUCCUACAAUGAACUCUUUGUAAAUUUUUUCCAUCGUAAUGAUCAGGAUCAGGAUGGUCAGCUGAUGAAGCAACAAGCAUUCUAUAUAAAACAACACUCAAACCAAAAAAGCUGGUUCCCAUUAUUUCUUUUUCUCUAUUCUUUUCUCUUUUUUUUUUUUUGUUUGUGUUUUUUUUGUUUUUGUUUUUUUUUCAUGUCUUUGAAUAGAUUCACACUGAGCAGUUUUGUUGACAAAAACUACUGUAUAGAUUGUUAUCAUUUUUUUGGAUGACGGCUGUAAAAUAACUUUUAAAAUUCACAAUAUUUAAUUAAAGUUACUUCUUG
Molecule: messenger RNA, 8157 nt
Organism: Silurus meridionalis
Lineage: Eukaryota; Metazoa; Chordata; Actinopteri; Siluriformes; Siluridae
Gene: ebf1a
Product: EBF transcription factor 1a
Exons: 17
Coding region: 528-2339 (603 amino acids)
Biological process (GO): regulation of transcription by RNA polymerase II
Molecular function (GO): RNA polymerase II cis-regulatory region sequence-specific DNA binding; DNA-binding transcription factor activity, RNA polymerase II-specific
Source: RefSeq, a predicted model, not a curated record